Phodopus roborovskii (desert hamster) is the source of this 663-nucleotide messenger RNA. It is a transcript of the gene Acyp1, whose product is annotated as acylphosphatase 1. The record is from RefSeq and is a predicted model, not a curated record. Lineage: Eukaryota; Metazoa; Chordata; Mammalia; Rodentia; Cricetidae. Bases 1 to 474 code for a protein of 157 amino acids. Gene Ontology annotation, molecular function: acylphosphatase activity. The transcript has 3 exons.
AUGAUGCUCCCAGACCUUAGGGUGCGCCCGUGUCUGGAGAAGGGUGGGCCCCUUAGAUGGGCUGGGGCGUCACCCCGCCACAGGAUUCGGGGGUCCGCCUGGCUAGCGGGACUGGGACUGCUGAUCGCCCUUCUGAGCACACUCGGCUGCUGCGCCCAGGUCCCAGGCUUGAGCAUGGCGGAAGGGAACACCUUGGUCUCAGUGGAUUAUGAAAUUUUUGGGAAGGUUCAAGGGGUGUUUUUCCGCAAGUACACUCAGGCUGAGAGUAAGAAGCUAGGUUUGGUAGGCUGGGUCCAGAACACAGAUCAGGGCACGGUGCAAGGGCAAUUGCAAGGUCCCAUCUCCAAGGUGCGCCACAUGCAAGAAUGGCUGAAGACAAGAGGAAGUCCCAAAUCACACAUUGACAGAGCGAACUUCAAGAAUGAGAAAGUCAUCUUAAAGUUGGAUUAUACAGAUUUCCAAAUUGUAAAAUAAUGACGUGAAUUUUAAUUUUUUCAAAAAUAAUUUCACUCCUUUUUUAUUGAUAAAGAAGUAUUCUGUGCUCAGUAUUAGAAUUUGUCAUUAAGUUAUUUUAGCUGUGUAUUUGAAAGUUACCGUGUAUUACAUGUAUGAUGAAAUACAAUUGUGCACAAUUCUGACCAAUAAAAACACAUCAGCACUUUA